Molecule: messenger RNA, 2082 nt
Organism: Mercurialis annua (annual mercury)
Lineage: Eukaryota; Viridiplantae; Streptophyta; Magnoliopsida; Malpighiales; Euphorbiaceae
Product: protein FAR1-RELATED SEQUENCE 5-like
Exons: 6
Coding region: 97-2082 (661 amino acids)
Biological process (GO): regulation of DNA-templated transcription
Source: RefSeq, a predicted model, not a curated record
UUUCUGCCCUUUUAGAAAAAUUUCGAAAAAAAAAAAACCAAGAUUCUCUCAACUUAUUCGAACACAUUCGGAAAAAUAUGUAAAAAGCCGAGUAAAAUGACGGAUAACGAGUAUAAUUCGUCGGGAAACGAGUAUCGACAUUCGGAAACAAGUUUUUCCGGCUUUUCUGGGGUUGAUUUAGAAGAUUAUGGCGGUGAUGGAAUUGAUUACAGCGAUUGGUUUAAGCUAGAUCAUGGGUUUGAUAGUGAUGUUGAAGCAAUUAAUUGGGCUAAGAGUACUGCUAUAAAGAUUGGAUUUGAAUUAGUCAUUUCGUCACAUAAGAACGAGGGGAAAAAGAAGCUUCUACGAUGUGCUCGGGGUGAGCGUUACAGAGGUUCAUUCACAGAUUCUGAUUCCUUCGUACGGAAAAAUACGAAGACAAAAGCGUGUAAGUGCAAAUUUAAAAUUAUUGUCAAAUUAGGAAAGACUGCAUGGUUUAUACUUACAGAUCCUGGUAUUUCGAGUACACACAACCAUGCUCUAGCUGUGUAUCCUGAAGGAUACCGUCAGAUGAGUAGGCUGAGUGGCGAGGCGAAAGAAAUUGUGCGAGAUAUGACUGCGGCACAAGCGAAGCCGUGUUCUAUCAUGGCAGCUUUAAAAGAAAAAGUACCAUCUGACAACCCUAGAAUAAAGCAAGUGUACAACUAUAGAGAGACUUUGAGAAAGUCUAGCUUUGAGGGUAGAGAUGUGGUUGGGCAAUUUUAUCACAUGGCUCAGCAAAAUGAUUAUGUACACUGGACUCUUGCUGAGGAGGAUACAGGUGUGUUGACCCAUAUUUUCAUGGCUCAUCCUGAUUCAGUGAGACUACUUCGUACGUACUACUGGAUCAUCGGCAUGGACUCCACGUACAAGACGAACAAGUACAAGCUGCCUUUUUUUGAGAUUAUUGGAAUGACUCCUUGCAACAAGAACUUCAUAAUUGCAUAUGCAAUUAUGAAGGAUGAGACUGAAGGGAGCUACAGAUGGGUAUUGGAGAGACUGAGGUGCUUGAUUGGGGAACAUAUUCAUCCGAGCGCUAUUCUUACUGAUCGAGAAUUGGGGCUUAUGAGACCAGUGUCAGAGGUUUUCCCACGUUCUUCUCAUCUACUAUGUACGUGGCACAUAAAUAAGGACGUAGAAGAUAGAGUGUACAGAAUUAGUGGGAAAAACCAAGAGUUUGCUGAAAUUUUCAAGAAUAGUACAUGGAAGAAAAUUAUCAGAGCGCCAAGUUUUGAUCAAUAUAACAUAGCUGUGGAGCACUUCAGAGAUCGGUUUAAAGGUUUUCCAGGGUUGAUACAGUACAUUGAGGGGACUUGGCUGGGACACAGAGAGAAGUUCGUAUCUUGCUGGACGGACUUAGUCCUACAUUUUGGAAACACCACCACAUGUAGAGUCGAGAGCGCACAUGCUCAGCUUAAGCAGUGGCUCAACUCUAGCACCGGUGCUCUGGACACAGUCUGGACGAAGGUCGACAAAGUUAUACAGUCGCAGCUGAUAGAUAUCCGCAAAACACUUGAGGACUCCAGACGGACUAUUGGCGUACAUCGACGCGGUUUUCCAUUUGACAAGCUCUCAUGCAGAGUGUCGCAUUACUGUCUGGAUUUAAUAUCGAAAGAACUAAGGCGUAUGCGAGAUUUGAGUACCGAUGUCUACGAUCGCUGUGGUUGUGUGGUUAGAUCAACACAUCAGAUCCCCUGUGCAUGUGAGCUGCGAGCGGUGGUCGAUUCAGGUAACCCGAUCAGCCUUGACAGUAUACACCCGUUUUGGACGAAACUUGUUAUUCUCGGCGAUGGGUUGGACACAUCUGCGCAACCCGAUUUUGCUGGUUUUCAGACUGAGGAACAUCAGUAUUUUCACGAGGUCGCCGAGGAGGUCAUGACUAAGGAUCCUUCAGUGUUGCGUGAUAUUUCUCGUAUUGUUCGAGAGCGACUUCACCCCGAAGACUUAGGCUACAUGGAACCAGAAGUUAAAACAAAUGUCAAAGGUCGACCAAAGGGGAGCAAAUCAACGAAGCGGGAUCCGAGUCGUCAUGACUCAGAAAAAUCGUACAUCCGCGUCAGGUGA